This is a messenger RNA of Empidonax traillii (willow flycatcher), 2581 nucleotides long. It is a transcript of the gene PLCXD1, whose product is annotated as phosphatidylinositol specific phospholipase C X domain containing 1. Bases 200 to 1204 code for a protein of 334 amino acids. NCBI's taxonomy places the organism in Eukaryota, Metazoa, Chordata, Aves, Passeriformes, Tyrannidae. The transcript is spliced from 7 exons. Gene Ontology annotation, biological process: lipid metabolic process. The record is from RefSeq and is a predicted model, not a curated record. Gene Ontology annotation, molecular function: phosphoric diester hydrolase activity.
AUCCCUCCCGCCCCUCCUUCAACCUUCCUCAAACCUGCGGUCACUUGACCCGGGCGGGGCAGCCCCGUCCCGCCCCGGAGCGGGCAGCGCGGGGCCCCGGGCGAGCUGGGGAGCGCACGUCUUCCCGGAGAGCCGGGAUGGAAACGGAAUCGCCCCUCGGAAACAGCCCAUGAGGUCCCAGAGCAGGCACUAAUGCAAAAUGCCUUUGCAGACCUUCAUUCACACGUGCCGUGAAAAUGGCCAGUGGAUGUCGCGAUUACCAGAGGAGCUCUGGGAUGUUCCCCUCUAUAACUUAGCUCUUCCAGGGAGUCAUGACACUAUGACCUACUGUUUGGACAAAAGAUCUGCUGUUAGUGGCAAUGAAUCCAAGGUGGUGAAGUUUUUAAACAAAUGCAUGCCCUGCAUUGUGCGCCCCAUUAUCAUGAAGUGGUCCACCACACAGGUCCUAACUGUGACAGAGCAACUUGAGGCUGGAGUUAGAUACCUGGAUUUCAGGAUUGCCCACAAGGCUAAUGAUCCAUCUAUGAAUUUGUACUUUGUGCAUAUGGUUUACACAACUGUUACUGUACAGGAUACUCUGUGGAAAGUAUUAAGGUGGUUGGAAGCUCAUCCUCAGGAAGUUGUUAUCUUAGCCUGUAGGAAUUUUGAUGGAUUAACCAGGAGAUUUCACAAUCAUCUUGUUGCCUGUAUAAAAGAGAUUUUCCAGUGUAAACUGUGUCCCAGAAAUGUGACACCAACACUGAGGACCAUGUGGCAUCUUGGCCAUCAGGUCAUAGUCUCGUAUGAAGAGGACGUGGAACUGAAGGAGCACUGUGAGCUGUGGCCCACGAUCCCAUACUGGUGGGGAAACAAAACGUCCACUCGUGCUCUCAUCCGGUAUUUAGAGCGCAUGAAGCGGAGGGGCCGUCCAGGAAAAUUUUUUGUAGCAGGGAUUAACCUUACUGAAAAUUUAGGGUAUAUUCUCCUACACCCAUUUGGAUCAUUGAAGAAAAUGACACUCCGGAGUCUUCCAUGCUUGAAAAUCUGGAUAAAGCAGCAGUAUCCAGGACCAAAAAAAGAAUGUAUUAACAUAAUUGCUGGAGACUUCAUAGGAAACAAUGAUUUUGUCAAAGAUGUGAUAGAACUUAACACAAAAAUUAAUCCUCCAUUAGACUGUCAAAGUAGAGAAGCUGGGACAAAUAGCAUUUCAUUCUUUGCUUCUUAGUCUGUGAAAAGCUGAAAAGGCUUUGUCUGCAUUUAAUGUGCUCUUCUGUAAACAUCCUGAAUCCCAUAAAGGUCUAGUUUACUUAAACCAGGGGUGCUUUAAAGGCUCAGUAAGAAAAGGUCUCUCAACAUCAACAGAGUUGCAAGACCUCUGGACCUUGCUGAAGUCUCUAGAAAAUUAUGUUAUAGGUGUAAUUUAUUUGGAUGGGUUUUGAUUCUGUAGCAGCAGACAAUAUUGAAAGUCCCAAUAAUUUAAUCUUAUUUUACAUAUGAACAAGAAGGAGAAAUAUGUCAGUAGCUGCAUGAAUUUAGUGAUUUUAUCUUUCUUGUGAGGAUAUUAUGCAUUACUUGCAUCCCCAAUUCUUACUCUUUUAUACCAGUGUGAAACUGACUUGUCUGUUUUCACAGUUUAAAAGGAAGUUUAAAAAUAUUUUUGAUAUAUCAAAGGUACUGUAUUGACAAUCCAAUUUGACAUGAUUUUAUGUAUACACCAAUGUGUUGAGUAUCAGUUGUGAACUGCCUUACUGACAGUCACAAAAUUAUUUAUGAUUUGUAAGCAGUAUGUGUACACUUAUUUGUACCAGUUCUGAAGUGACAGAUACCAAAAAUAGGCCCCUAGGCAGUUUUGUCUGUGGCAAAUGUUUUAUUAGGUGUUGCCAAAGUAUGCCUUACACUGAAAAUAAACAGAGGAAACAAAUUUCUUAUCUAAAUUCACAAUGCUCUAGAAAUACAGGUUCUUCACUUCUGUCAUGCUCAUUUGGGGUUUCACACCUGAUCUUUGAUUUAGCUAUUUUAAUAGCUCUAUAAUUAUAUUCCCUCUCCCUAAGUAAGUAAGUAAUUUUUGCUUAUGUGAAAACUAAGGGGUUUAAUGCUUUUUGCUAUUGCAUAUUAAUUCUGUUUUUCUAAAUGAACUGUGCAAUAACAGAUGAUCACGAAGGCAAGAGAAUAGCAAGCAUCAGAACUAAAACAAAAACAGUCAUUCUGUAAAACUGACUAUGCAGCUUCAUCUAUAUACCUCACUUUUUAGAUGCACUUUAUAUGCAAAAGCUAAGUUCAGAUGUCUGACAAGAUGCUCAUGUUUGCAGAAGUCUUAAAUCAAUUGCUACUUACCAUCGUAUCAAACUCUCUCCAGACUGCUCAGAAUGAGAGGGUAAGAUGCAACUUCUUCACGGAAUCUCUUGCAAUUGCAGAAUACACAGGAGUAAAAAUUGAACAUUGCAUUUACGAGGAAGACUUUCUAAAUUCUUUUUUUACAGUACUUUGCAUCCUGUUCUUACUCUGUGUACUUCUCCAUUUUUAUGUUACAGGUACUAAGAAUGUUCUUCUGCCUAUCUUUUGUAGCCUCGUUACUCUAAUAAAACUUGAUCUCUCAGUGUAA